AUGGUGCUUCUGUCUGGUGACGGGAAGGACGUCGGGGAAAGCCGGAGUCCCGCCUCAGGGAGGCAGCUGCUGGCCCUCCCCGCGGUCCGUGAAGGGCAAGCCGAGGGACCCGGAGGGGCGGGAGCAGAGGGGAAUGCCUCCGCCGCCGCCGCCCUUAGCCCAGCCGGCGGCGGCGGCGGCGCGGAGGGCGAAGUAGGAGGAGAGGACGAGUACGAAGAGUACGAGGACUUCUCGUACCUCCCGGACACGCGGAGCAUCGCUUCAGACGACUCUUUCUACCCGCCGCGGGCCGACGACGACGAAGACGACUGGUCGCUGGGCGAGUCGGACCCCUCGGACAGCCCCGAGCCGGUCUCGCUCUUCAAAGCUUGCUGCACCAACAACGUCCUCGCCUUGCGGGCGCUCCUCCGCCAAGGGCCCGAAGAGGAGGACGUGAGGGAGACCGACCGCAACAAGCGGACUGGCCUUAUUGUUGCCUGUUACCACGGGUUUGUGGAUAUUGUAAUAGCCUUAGCACAGUGCCCUCAUAUUGAUGUAAACUGGCAGGACAACGAAGGAAACACGGCUCUAAUUACAGCUGCCCAGGCAGAACCAGUUGAGAAGCUGCCCACAGCCAAAUCUGUGGCUCAGAAACGUGCAG
Pogona vitticeps (central bearded dragon) is the source of this 640-nucleotide messenger RNA. NCBI's taxonomy places the organism in Eukaryota, Metazoa, Chordata, Lepidosauria, Squamata, Agamidae. The record is from RefSeq and is a predicted model, not a curated record.